AUUGACGUCACGACUCGGAGAUCUAGCCCGUGCAAACAGAAAUGGUGGCUCCCUGACCCACCGUCCAUGUGGCUUCGUAGACAGAAAAACUCCUUCAUAACUUCAUAUUUACUUAUUUAAUAUAAUUAUAACAAACAAUAGUCUGGUUGGGUGAAGCUGCAAGCAGCUCUGUGAGGAAGUAAAGAUGCAACACGACGACGUGAUCUGGGACAUUAUUGGAAACAAACAGUUCUGCUCCUUCAAAGUCAAGACGAAGAGUCAGGGCUUCUGUCGUAAUGAAUACAAUGUCACAGGGUUGUGUAACCGCUCGUCCUGUCCGCUGGCCAACAGUCAGUACGCCACCAUCAGAGAGGAGAAAGGUCAGUGUUUCCUCUACAUGAAGGUGAUCGAGAGAGCAGCUUUUCCUGCCAAGAUGUGGGAGAAGGUGAAGCUCAGUAAGAACUACGAGAAAGCUCUGGAACAGAUUGAUGAGAAUUUGAUCUACUGGCCUCGAUUCAUCCGACACAAAUGCAAACAACGUUUCACAAAAAUCACUCAGUACCUGAUCCGCAUGCGCAAACUGGUCCUCAAGAGACAGAGGAAGUUGGUUCCUCUCAGCAGGAAGGUGGAGAGGAGAGAGAAGAGGAAAGAGGAGAAAGCUCUGAUCGCCGCUCAGCUGGAUAACGCCAUCGAGAAGGAGCUUCUGGAAAGACUCAAACAGGGAACGUACGGAGACAUCUACAACUUCCCAGUCCACGCCUUCGACAAAGCUCUGGAGCAGCAGGACGCAGAGAGCGAGUCUGAGGAGGAGGAAGAGGGGGAGGAGGAGGAGGAGGAGGAGGAAGAAGAUGAUGAGGACACUGGGAAGAGAGAGUUUGUAGCAGACGACGAAGUGGAUGAGAGCGACCUGAGCGAUUUUGAGGACAUGAACAAACUGAAGACAAGCAGCGAUGAGGAGGAACAGGACGAGGAAGAGGAGUCCAGUGAGGAGGAGGAGGAGGAGGAAGUGGAGACAAAGACGAAGGCCUCUAAGUCUAAAGGCAAAUCUCCAGCCAACGGCUCAGCGGCGAGGAAGAAGCGAGCAUACGUAGAGAUCGAGUACGAGACAGAGCCCGUCGCCAAGAGCAGAGCCACGUCGUGAUGUCACACCCUGUGCUGAGGACACACCCCCUCCACGGUGGUCAUCAGUUUGUUCGUACAGAGACUGUAAAUGGAAGUUUGUUUGUUAAUGGACACACAGGACGGAUCUGACCUGGAAUCAGAUCUGAUUAAAACACCCAAAGUGACUUUAACGCUUUGUCUGCUUAACAGUGACUUUAAAAAUAACUUUGUUUGUUUUGUUAAAUAUUGAGUCCAGAAUCCUCUUUGAAAACAAAGUAACAGGUGAUGAACAUGACAAUAAAUCAAUUUUGGAAGAAAACAAACUGUAAACCUGCUUUAUACGUUCAUAUUAAACAAUGACAUUUGGAGAAAAAUA
Molecule: messenger RNA, 1456 nt
Organism: Perca fluviatilis (European perch)
Lineage: Eukaryota; Metazoa; Chordata; Actinopteri; Perciformes; Percidae
Gene: mak16
Product: MAK16 homolog (S. cerevisiae)
Exons: 10
Coding region: 185-1120 (311 amino acids)
Biological process (GO): maturation of LSU-rRNA; maturation of 5.8S rRNA
Cellular component (GO): preribosome, large subunit precursor; nucleolus
Source: RefSeq, a predicted model, not a curated record